AUGGAUUUGUUAAAGAUUUUAGACACGGCUCCAGAUCCGGCUAUUGUUGAUGCACAGACUAUGGGUGUUUCGGGAGACACAUCCGGUGACUAUUGGUUGCCAGCUCCUAUGUGUCUUUACCAGAAAGAGCUAACAGACCAGAUAGUAUCCCUUCAUUAUUCCGAUAUUCUCAAGUAUUUCGAGACGUCAGAUUACAAAGAAGACAUAGUUAUUGGCUCGAUGAAAUCUAUGUGUUUGAAUAGUGAGUACGUCGCGACACAUCCAUACCUCUUGAUUGAUCACUUUAUGCCAAAAUCUUUAAUCACGAAGGACAUACCGGGGCAUCUCGCUGAAACGUCUGGGAAAUUUGCUGUUUUAAGAGAUCUUAUGUCAUUAGUACAAGAAUACGAAACACAUACGCUAAUAAUGGCAAGGCCUGGGCGAACUAUGGACUUGCUUGAGGCAUUACUAUUGGGAAACAAAGUGAAUAUUGUUAGGCACGAUGGCCAGACAAUCAAGACAAAGAAUAAACCAAAGAAUUUCUCAUGCACAUGCCACCUUGUAUCUUCGAAUAACACCAGAAAAAUGCCAAUCGAGUUCCCAAAAAAUAUUACUGUCGAUAUGGUGAUUUGUUUAGAUCCAACUUGCGAUCCGGAGGAUCCAACCAUAAUGAGAAUCAGAAAACAGAAUAGACCGAAAAGGGGCACUGAUACCUGCGCACCGGCUAUUAGACUUACGACUAUCGAUUCUAUUGACCACUGCGAACUAUACUUUGGAAAAUACUUAAAAAAAGACUCACGAGAAUAUUUAGUUAAGGUUGCGGCGGCGGUUGUGGUAUUACGAGAUAUUGUCGGAACAUUACCUCCUGAUUUAAGACCAAUAUAUUCUCAGAAUUUGAAAUAUCUUUCAAGCUGGCUAGACAAUCCAAAUAUGCCUUGGCCAUUACCUGAUGUUUAUCCAAUUAGUGAAUAUACCUCUAUGGAUGUUGAAAAAUCCUUACUGACAGAAGUAAGCUACAGUCAAACUGGAAAUGACCUAAAAGAGCAGUUUAUCAACGACAGAAAGCGCAGAAAUAGAGGUAACCUUAAGGAAAGAUCUUCACUUUUAUACUAUAAAUCAAAAAGAAUCAAAAAUGAUUAUUCGACCAACCCUUUGAAGCAAGAUAUGGCAGUACUAACGUGGGUGUCCGCUUCUGGUCAACAGAAAGGGGAAAUAGAUUACCAUUUGGCUACUGACAUACUCACCCAUAAAAUGAUUCAAUCAAUUGAGAAUAUUUACGACAAAAAUGAAAAGCAGAUUCAAGAGCUGAAGGAUUUCGAAAAGAUGGAACCAAUACAACAACAGCAUUACGAAAAAGCUAAACAAGAUUAUGAUGACAUUAAAGGAAAACUUGAUAAUUGCGAACAGAAAUUACGUGAUGAUGAAUCUAAAGUUAAAAAUUUCCUUGACCAAGCAGAUAUUAAACACAAAAAGAUUGAAAAUAUUAAUUCGGAGAUUAAUGAUCUACUUGAGCAGUUAUCAUCGAAAUCAGAAUCGCAUAAAGAACUAAAGACCCUCCUAAUAGAUAUUGCAAAUCUAAAUGAAUCACACGACAAAGAACAAAGAAAUCUUGAUGCAAAACUAUCGGAAAGGGCAUAUAUGGAGAAAGAGAUAUCUAGAGCAGAACAAGCGAUUAAUGAUAGCAAGGUUGAAGAGAGUAAACUACAAGAGGAGAUCAAAAACUUACAAGACCAAAUCGAAGAAAAAAUGUUAAAGAAUGAAGAAGAAGUGAAAAAUGCCAAGCAAAAAGUUGAUUUGCUUCAAUCGCAAAUAGAGCAAGAAAGCCACAACUUUAGUGUGUUACAUUCAAAAUUAGGAUAUAUAACUGACAGGCUGUCAAAAAUUCAACCGAGCAGGGGAAGACAGGUCACAAAUGGAAGAUCAAAGAAAUAG
Molecule: messenger RNA, 1911 nt
Organism: Kluyveromyces marxianus DMKU3-1042
Lineage: Eukaryota; Fungi; Ascomycota; Saccharomycetes; Saccharomycetales; Saccharomycetaceae
Gene: HDA3
Product: Hda3p
Exons: 1
Coding region: 1-1911 (636 amino acids)
Cellular component (GO): nucleus; HDA1 complex
Source: RefSeq, a predicted model, not a curated record